CGACCGUCUCUCGCCAUCGCAAUAGUGUCGCCGACUGCUCCCAAGACCCACGCCGACUCAUUUCUAGCCGGACAGCCUGGGUAGGCGUCGUCCGCAAGCUCAUCGACCCGGCGAUCCGAACAGCAUACAGUACGCCUAAACCUGGUCAGCAAGGGCAACCAGACCGACCACAAUGGGCGCCUCCAUGUCCAUUUCGAGCCUCUUUGGCAAACUCUUUGGAUCCAAGGAAGUGCGCAUUCUGAUGCUGGGUCUCGAUGCCGCGGGCAAGACCACCAUCCUCUACAAGCUCAAGCUCAACCAGACCAUGACCACCAUUCCGACUGUCGGCUUCAACGUCGAGACCUUUACAUACAAGAAUAUCAAGUUCAACAUGUGGGAUGUCGGUGGCCAGGACAAGAUUCGUCCGCUCUGGAGGCAUUACUACAGCGGGACCCAGGGUCUGGUUUUCGUCGUCGACUCGUCUGAUCACGCGCGGAUCGACGAGGCCAGGACAGAACUGCACCGCAUCCUCAACGACCUGGAAAUGUCGGACUGCCUUCUUCUGGUGUUUGCGAACAAGCAGGAUCUUGAUGGCGCCAUGGACCCUCAGACAAUCACCGAAAAGCUCCAGCUCUCCAAGCUUAAGGAACGGCCGUGGUUCGUCCAGCCCGCCAUCGCCAUUGAGGGCGAGGGCCUGACCGAGGGCUUCGGCUGGCUGUCGGACAAUAUUAAGAAGAUGCCCAAGUACGGCGGGAAAUGA
Molecule: messenger RNA, 739 nt
Organism: Parathielavia appendiculata
Lineage: Eukaryota; Fungi; Ascomycota; Sordariomycetes; Sordariales; Chaetomiaceae
Product: ARF/SAR superfamily
Exons: 3
Coding region: 173-739 (188 amino acids)
Biological process (GO): intracellular protein transport; vesicle-mediated transport
Cellular component (GO): cytoplasm
Molecular function (GO): GTP binding; GTPase activity
Source: RefSeq, a predicted model, not a curated record